ACUGAGUGUGCAUGACGCGAGAAGCAGCAGAAGCAGGGAGAGGAGGAGGGGCACUACACAGGAAGAGGCGCCGCGCCGCAGAGGACCCUGCAGGACAGUAAACAGAAGGUUUCCCGCGCGGCUGGAGAGGGCAAGAUGACCACGGUGUGGAACGAGCAGCGACCCCUUAAAGUGGUGGUGGUGGGGGACAGCACGGUGGGGAAGACUUCUCUCCUCAACUCCUACAACACCGGGAAGUUCCAUGAGGCAUACGUGCCCAUCGUGUACGAGAACUUCACGGGCACGCACACGGUGGACGGGGUCUCCUACACUCUCGUGAUGUGGGACACGGGCGGUCAGGAGGAGUACGAGAGGCUGAGGCCCUUGUCCUACCACGGGACGCACGUGUUCAUCCUCUGCUUCGCCCUCGACAACCGCGCCAGCUUCGAGAACGUCUCCUCCAAGUGGCUGCCUGAGCUCCACAAGCACUGCCCCAAGACACCCAUCGUGCUCGUAGGUACCAAAAUGGACGUGAGGAACCUGGACGUGCUAAUGCCCCACGACGGCAAGGAGCUGGUCGAGCGUCACCAGGUGUCCAAGUACGUGGAGUGCUCGGCCAAGACUCAGGAAGGGUUACAAGAGGUCUUCGACGCCGUCGUGAGGACCCCCAUUGCCGCAGUGGAUCAGCGAUCACGCCGUUGUGUUAUCAUAUAGCGGGAGCUUCACCUAGACCUCUCGUCCUUUUAAUCUCUCGUUACUAUAUAAUUUUACAGGACUUAAUUGUGUAGUUUUGCCCGAGAGUGAGGGAGGAGGUGUGGAAUGGCUGUGUAAUGGUAUAGUGUGUUCUUAUGUAUAUCUCUCCUCCCUUCAAGCUCUCGUUACUAUCAUUGUGUUCAUAUGUAUACCUCUCCUCCCUUCAAGCUCUCGUUACUAUCAUUUUACGGGACUUACAUGUGUAGUUCGUGAGGGAGGAGGUGCGGGGAAUGGCUGAUGAAUGGAAAGGGUGGUGAAUGUGGUCCUGUGUUAUGCAGGGGGUUAUUGUGGAGGCACUCGGUGCCUCCAAAAUACGAUAUUACGCCUCCAUAUUAUAGUUAAGGGACGAAAUACAUGUCCCUCAACCAUAAUGAUAAUAUGAAGGCGCAAGCACUCAAAAGUAAAGAAAAAGGCCUAAUCCCCUUCCCCUAGAGUCCCUUGAUAGAGUACUUCAAAAACAUAAUUUUCCUAUUUUUGGAGCGGACACGGCUGCUUUUUAAUAUAGCAAUGCCUUGCUGCCUGGCUUGCGGCUGUAGUAACAGGCCGGAGAGGGGAUAUAAAGUUUAUAAAUUCCCUGCAAGUUCGCUGAGAAGACAGAGUUGUGCUAACAAAGUCAGUCUUCUUGGGAGGAAACCAUCUCGUUGGUCAGGUUUAUGCCAGAUAUGCAGUGUGUGUGUUUUGCAAUAAUAACUGCCCUCCCUUUGUACUGUCUAUGGAGGUUAUUGUGAGAGAGAUAUUGCUACAGGGCCUGAAACAAUCGUUCACCUCACUGUCAUCAGAGGUCCAAACAUCGUUGCUGAUGAGGGAAGUUGUCGCCCAUAUGGUCAAUAUUAUUGGAUGUGAUCUCUCCGACAGGGCUUUAGACUCAUAAUGGAUAUUUCACAGUCUCAUAGAUGUCAGUCUCACGGACUGGACGUGUUACAAGAUUUUGGAUAAAAAGAAUUAAUGUUACUUCCGGUAUUCCAUACGUCUUGGUAAAACUACAGAAUCACACCCAACUCACUCCAUUUUUUUUUCUUUUUUACAACACAGAGAGCAGCUCAAGGGCAACAAAAAGAAGAUGUAAGAGAAAAAGCCCGCCAACUGUUGCUCUCAUAUAGCGAUUAUUAAAGACUGCUGGGUUGGAGUAAUUGUAAUUGUAAUUUAAUUAAAAUGUAAUUAAAUACAGUAUUAUUGUAAUUGUAAUUAAUUAAAAGAUGAGGUAAUUUGUAAUUUAAUUGUAAUUAUAAAAUGGAAGUGGUACUGGUCGAGCUCCAUUAGGAGUGAUGGGUUGCUUAUAAGACUAUAUUUGCUGGUGACAGUCAGGAAGUCGGAGGCGGCAGCUCCGCCACUAUAUAGAGGCAGUAGCGCGCGUGAUGGGAACGUCCAGUUGCUGACCAUGUCCUAUAGCUAAUGUGUGUUAAACGAGAAACAGACGGUCUUUUGCUGCUACUGCCCCCUGCGACAUAAUUCAGUUCACUUCCUCCAAAACCUUUCUACAUUGAGGUUCAGUAACGCUGGCUGCCUACUCGCUAGGCUUCUUAAGGUAAGACGUGUAACUGUGACGUGAUGAUUUUGUAGCCCAUGGGUGAUGUUCGUUAUGUAAUUGUAAUUGUAAUUGAAUUUGUUUUGAAGUAAUUAUAUAAUAGUAAUGUAAUUUCUAUUUUUAAAUUAAUUAUAAUUCUAAUUCUAAUUCAAAGUUUCUGAAAGUAUUUGUAAUUGUAAUUGUAAUUAUUUUUUCAAGUGUAAUUACUCCAACCCUGGUAUAGUGGCCAAAAGAGAGGUCAAUUUCGGAUGGAGAGGUGCCUUGAUACACUCUUCUUGAGAGAGGCCAAGUCAUAGGUCAAGUCUAAUGAUUAAAACAUUAUUUUUAGACAUAUUUACUAAGCAUCACUCUGAUACCGGUUUCCAUUAUUAUUAUUCGUUUCUGAGAUUUUAACAUGCGGGGAAAGUUACUAUUUUAGAGUGAUAAGUUGGGUACUAUUUGCUCAAGUGAUGAGUCUUCAGCUAGAAACUCCUCUAAGUAGAGCUAUAAGUCCCUCUUUAUUUAAUAUCUUAAUGUAUAAGGUUGCACAGUCUUCAUUUCCAUGGGUACCAAUGUCAUUAUGAUAUUAUGAUUAAGACUUUUUCUACAAUUUUCUCUUAACCUAUUUUGACCCUCAAGCAAAAUGAAAUAUGUUCAAAUAGCCUUAAUGUUUUAUUGUAUUAUUUUUUCAUCAAUAAUAAGCAUUUCAAUAUUCAAUUAAAUUCAGUGUUAUUGAUAUAUAAUCAUUGAUGAAUUAUCUUCACAAUUCCUCGGAAUUGCACAGUAGGCUACAUUUAUUGCACUAGCUACAUCCGUGUGUGUGUGUGUUAACACAGGAGAGCAGCACGGCGAGUGGUAAUGGAAUCAGUGUCCCCUUCCAACCCCCUGUCAUUACCUUGCACUAAUUUUCUCUCCAUCGGCUAAAUGUUUACUGCAAACAAGUGACAGAAAGGAAACGAGAUGCCUUGGCGUUGAUGGAGCUUUGGUGGUGUGUUUAAUAACGUAGCAUGUGACAAGUAUAUUAGUAGGUCGAACAGUUUACGACGUUCAGGAGGCAGCGUCCCUCCCUGCAGGCAAGGGUCACGCGAGGAAGGGAUUUGUGGGUAAGAGAAAGACUUCCUCUACUACUGCCGAUAAUGUUCUACAGCGAUAAGUAUUGUUAAAUCCAUCCAUCUUUUAUCUUUUAUUAUUUAUUCCACUCUUGUAAGUCUUUUUUUCUUCUCUGGUGAUCAAGCCAUCUCCACCACUCCACAACCAUUUCUCUCCCUAAAAUCCUGUAACCAACCUUCUCAGUAAUUGGUGCCUGACCUGUAUGUUGCAUUUUCUCCAUUUACUGAUUAAUAUACCUCUAACAAUGACAUGCAUGAUUGUGAAACACGGUUGGUUGACGUCGAGUCAAAUAUAGACUAUUAUUUGCGUA
Messenger RNA from Eriocheir sinensis (Chinese mitten crab), 3656 nucleotides. RefSeq lists its product as uncharacterized. The transcript has 4 exons. Gene Ontology annotation, molecular function: GTP binding; GTPase activity. The record is from RefSeq and is a predicted model, not a curated record. Bases 136 to 693 code for a protein of 185 amino acids. NCBI's taxonomy places the organism in Eukaryota, Metazoa, Arthropoda, Malacostraca, Decapoda, Varunidae. Gene Ontology annotation, biological process: small GTPase-mediated signal transduction.